Portunus trituberculatus (swimming crab) is the source of this 1449-nucleotide messenger RNA. RefSeq lists its product as uncharacterized. Bases 169 to 1191 code for a protein of 340 amino acids. NCBI's taxonomy places the organism in Eukaryota, Metazoa, Arthropoda, Malacostraca, Decapoda, Portunidae. The transcript is spliced from 3 exons. The record is from RefSeq and is a predicted model, not a curated record.
CGGCUGCCGUCACGUGACGGUGACAAGUGUUUUUACAACUUCCUCUUCGUAUUGGCAGUUCUUCAUACUCGCGGUGUCUCCUUGCGGCUAACAUUCGAAGUUACAUCUUGAAUAGAGACAGAGGAGCCUAACCAAGGCAGAAGACAAACAACAACGAUAAAAACAAAAAUGGCGGCAACAGCGAUUAAGACUAUGGUGAUGAUGAUGAUGGUGAUAAUGGGCAAGGCAGAGAGCAACCCCACGCCCACACCUAUGGAUCACGCCUUCCCUAACGCCCGCACUAUCACCACCCACGCCCGUCACGGCCACCUCCUGCACGGGAUGUUGGGUGGCCUGGAGUCCUAUGUGUUUGAUGAUGUGGUCGAGUUCUUGUUCCAGCAGCUGGGAGAGGAGCUGCCCUAUGCUAGGAGCCGCUACAACAACCUCUACCAUUACGAGAGCGAAGACUACUACUCCCUGCCAUCAGAAUACAUCAAUCGGAAGGACUCGGGCCAGUCUUGCAUAGGCAUGGCAGGAAACACAGGCAGCAGCACCAUCUGCCUCAACGUUUUCUCUGCAUUGUGCGUCGCUGGCCUGGCUCUCUUAAUGCAGUUUUUGUUCUUUGCGUGUGUGUCUAACCUCUGCCCGGGGAUCAUGAAUAGUAGUAGUGGUAGUGGUGGUGGGGGAUCUAACAUCACUAACAUCAUUACUAUUGAUACUUCUAACGAUGUUUCAGUGGAACAGAAUGACGAUAUUGAUAUUAUUAAUCGUCCUAAUUUUGAAGAUGAUAGACUGCGGUCUGAUAUACAAAGAAGUGACCUGGACGAGGAUGUGAAUCUGGAUGAGCAUGGCGAUAGCAAUGAUCGCGAUAAUAUAAAAGAUAACACAAGAGAGAGAAAAAAAAAUGCAAGGUUUAGGGUUACUAUAAAUGGCGUAGAUAGAGAAGAUGUGGAUGGGGAUGGGAUAUAUUAUGGAAGGGAGUUACAGAAAAAACAAACACAGAUAUUGAAUAUGGAAAAAAAAGAAAAACUCAUUAAGGAUGACGAGCAAAGAACAGAGAGCAGUCAAAAAGAAAAGUGGUUUUCUAUGAAAUUUUUACAGGAUAACCUCAUAGGAGAUUUCUUUUCAUGGGACAGAUGGGAACUCGCUUUGCCUUCACUGGGGAACAACACAAGCAUCUGUCCCAUCCUGAGUCGGUACAUACACCGUUAACCCCUUCAGUACCAUGACACGUUUUCAUGCUCAUUCUGCUUACUAUUUUGUGAUUUUAUACAGCAUCAAAAACUUAGGUAGAGGUUGAAAUAGUGAAAACUGACCUCCAUAAACCCUUCAUAAAGUAAAUAGAAUUAUUUAAUCACAGCCAAAACUCAAAGUAAGAAAUGCAUCCCAGUACUGAAGGGGUUAAAGGAGUCAUGCAGAAGGCACUUUUACGACACUGUAAAGAGAUUGGUUACUGGUGGCGACCAGACU